Molecule: messenger RNA, 1545 nt
Organism: Pisolithus orientalis
Lineage: Eukaryota; Fungi; Basidiomycota; Agaricomycetes; Boletales; Pisolithaceae
Exons: 6
Coding region: 1-1545 (514 amino acids)
Cellular component (GO): RNA polymerase II transcription regulator complex; nucleus
Molecular function (GO): transcription cis-regulatory region binding; DNA-binding transcription activator activity, RNA polymerase II-specific
Source: RefSeq, a predicted model, not a curated record
AUGAUGCCUAUCGGUCCUUCAGCUUCAACAUCCAAGGUUCCAUCCACGUCCUCUGCAAUAUUGUGGGCCACGCCCUCGAAGGAAUGGACAAUCCCAGCGAAACCGAAACCGGGGCGGAAGCCAAAGAAAGAAUCUCUCAGCAAUGUCCCAGUCAUCAGAGAGGAGGGCGACGAUUCCUCGGGUAGGCGUGUACAGAAUAGAGCUGCACAGCGUGCUUUCCGUGAGCGUAAGCAGUCACAACUUGCCGAACUCCAGGCUCGUCUACACUCCUAUGAACAAGGAGAAAUAGAACGCAAUGUUGCAUUACAAAACGUAGCGAAGAAAAUGAAGGAGGAAAAUGAGCAGCUACGCAAGGAGAAUCUUAUCCUCGAGGAGAAGAUUGCAAGGCUGGAGCAACAGCUGGAGGAGAAAGUCGAGCUGGAUAAAAAACGACCUAGGGGUGAUUCUGCUGCAGGGCCUUAUGACGAUUCCUCGAAUGAAUCCCAGAGGAAAAGGGCUAAAGCGGGGGACAACCCACAAACUCUACCUUUCGCUACAUCCUCAUCCGCUGCGGUACCGUCGUCGCUUGAAUCCACCCUCCAAGGCACCGAUUUUUCUUCUGCCCGCGAGGCGCUUUCACCGCACUUCCCAACGCCUGCUCCUCCAGCUGAUGAUGGGCUUACUUAUGCAGCAACUACUGUAUCAAGCACCGUCGACUCCUUCCCGUGCAUCCUAUGUAGCCCGGACGCCCCUUGCCUUUGUCAAGAGAUCGCUUUUCAACAGGCCACAAACGGAGCUCCCGUUAGCACCUCUGCCCUGGAAUCGUCCCCCGAUAAACUCAACCCGCCGUCAAUUCUCUCUUCCUUGAGCCAACCCGUACCUCUAGAUGCUGCUGCUCAUCUAAGCAUACUUGACAACCUACCCCCUUACCAAGCGCCCGUGCCACUUCGACGGAAGUCAGGCGGAUCCAACACUAACCCGGUUUUCCCGGUCAUCCCGCUGCCAUCGUGUUCUGGUGACCCCGAUAAUUGUAUGGCAUGUGCAGACGAUACCUUCGGAAAAGCGUUCUGUGAAGCCAUCAGCCACUCCAUUGCGUCAUCCGCACCAUGCAUUGAUUGUCCCCGGCGAACUAAUCAUUCCGAUAAAAUCUUGGUGGGCGAAUGUUGUGGGGAUGUCAGUAAAUGCGGUUCUUGCGGAAUCGCACCCAUCAUUUCCUCGGCCAACUCUUCGCGCCAUCCCGAGAUCAUACCAACGGAUGAUGCAUGGCGUCAACUUAAAUCACAUCCUAACGUCGCUUUCGCGGAUUUGACGCUCUUGGCCGAAGUGGUAGCACGUAGGUCGAAGUGUACAGGAUCUCGCGUUGUCAUAUCUCCUGCUCCGGGAUCCAUCACUCCAGAACGUGAUCCCAAUGAGCGAUUCCACCAGGAACACGGCUCGCCACCACGACUUGUACCUCAGGACGUUCUGAUUGAGUGUGGCCGUAGAAGGAUGCGUGAAGUGAAUGCAGACGGAGUGAGGGAAGCGCUUCGGCUGCUAGACUCCAAAUUCGCACAUGCACGAUCAUAG